Bactrocera latifrons is the source of this 2989-nucleotide messenger RNA. It is a transcript of the gene Zip71B, whose product is annotated as zinc transporter ZIP6. The record is from RefSeq and is a predicted model, not a curated record. Gene Ontology annotation, biological process: zinc ion import across plasma membrane; intracellular zinc ion homeostasis. Lineage: Eukaryota; Metazoa; Arthropoda; Insecta; Diptera; Tephritidae. Gene Ontology annotation, molecular function: zinc ion transmembrane transporter activity. Bases 908 to 2806 code for a protein of 632 amino acids. The transcript is spliced from 4 exons. Gene Ontology annotation, cellular component: membrane.
CUCAACGGUAAAGCGGUUUAGCACAGCGAGCGCGUAAAGUAGCAAACGAAUGUGAAGUGUAGUCAAAACGAAUAAAAACAAGUUGUGUUAAUAGUUAUUUAUCAACGGUUGUAUGUUGUAAGUGACAGUGACAGCGUUUGGCGUGCGAUUCAAGUGCGAACGUUCAACACUUGAAUUAAGAAAUUAAGCGCAGCUUUUGUGGUGAACAAAUAAAGCCAAACAACAUCAAAAAGCAACGCGAAAAUUCAUAAUUUCAGUACAAAACCGAGACUAUUUCGGUUAAUUGGCGAACAGUAGGAAAUUAUUGUUGCCCAAGCAUGAACGAGGUGUUGUGAAUGGGCAAAGAAAAUGUGGUGAAAGAUAUAGCAAAACGAAACUAGGCGAAUUUGUAAGCGAAUAAUUAAAUAUAAAAUGUAACUGUAAUGCAGCGCUAAAUACGGACUCUAUUAUUUUAAGCGAUAUACAAACGCAAUACUUUAAUAUUUUUUAAAACUUACAACGAAAUAUGAACAAGUGGAACACAUUGUAAACUUACAACCAAAUGUGAACAAGUGAAACACUUAUCGAAAUUAUAUAAUAUCGAAAAUUUAACAGGUAAAAACUGUAUUUUGAACUAAAAUAACAACAUUUUAAUUUUUAUAAAGUUUUUCCAAAAGUAAAGUUUGUAACGUAAAAAGUGCGUCCAAACAAAAAAUUGUGAACAAGUGAAACAACUCAGUAUAACGAAAUUUGAGCAACUAAAAAUUAUAUUUUUGAAGCAGAAAUUUUUAUUUUUAAAAGUUAUACGGAAAUUUUGAGAAAGUUUUAUGUAAAAAUUUCGUCAAAAUACUUUUGAACCUUAAUAAAACAACUUUUGUGUCAGUAAAUUACUAAUUCUUGCACUGAAACUCUUGCGUAUAUAAAAAAAAUGGCUUCAUCCACGAUUGCUCACAUUUUUGCUGCAAUUUUUGUUUGCUACCUCUGCGGCACAUUGCAACAAGCUCAUGCUGCCACAGAGUAUAAUCGUUAUUUGGCGCAUAUUUUUCAAAAAUAUGGCACUGGUGGCACAAUUUCAUUCGAGGGUCUCGAGCAUUUGAUGGUCAAUCUAGGCUUGGGACAAAUCGAAUUCGAGCCAGAGCAUACAGUCGACGUACAUCGUCCAAAGGGUUUUAAAAUAGAUGAUGAUGCACAAUUGACUGCUUACUUUGAGCAGAAAAAUUUGAAAUUCCAACCCACCGACGAAGAUAUACAAGUCUUAACGCAAAAAAAUGCUGAAGGCAAGGUGACCGACGAAUUGGACAUACUCAUAAAGGAGAAGGGAAAAGGUAUUUUAUUGGAGUUCAAAGAGAUGCACGAUCCAAAGCAUAGACAUCCGCGUGAUAGUGAUGCUUCUUUGGACGCUGCGCCACUUUCAGCCAAUGUUUGCCUCUCGCCAAAGUCCAUGCUGCGUCUAGUCGUCGACCAUAAUGAUCUACACAAUCGCAAACUCUACAAGACUUACACCACGGAUGAUGUUACGAAGGCGCAUAACUCCGAAGAUGAAUACAAUGAGUUCAUCAAUGAUGUACAGUUAACACCGGUGGCGUUCAUGAAACUCUGUCCAGCGCUGUUGGCGCAAAUUGAUCAGCAUGUCUGCAUACGACCAGCGCCACUCAGCAACGGCAUGAAUGCCAAGCAGGCGCUGUGGAAUGCUUGGAUAUACGCCAGCAUUUCGAUAUUCAUACUCUCCGCUUGCGGACUGCUUGGCAUUUUGCUGGUGCCGCUCAUGAAAACUGUCGCAUAUCAAGAGAUUUUGAAAUUCCUCGUUGCCGUUGCCAUCGGCACGCUAGCCGGCGAUGCCUUAAUGCAUUUACUGCCGCACGCGCUGGUGCCCGAUCACGAUCACGAACACGAACACGAUGAGCAUGCGGUCGAAACCGCCGAGUCGGCGCAUGAUUCACACGAAGCAGUUUGGAUCUGCGCCUGCGCUUUCUUCACUUGUAUCUUCAUGUACGUGUUGGAGCAUAUAUUGCCGUUAUUGCGGGGUGACAGCGCUGGCGGACAUGGGCACGCGCACGGACAUGGGCAUGGACACUCACAUGGCGGUCACGGGCAUAAGCAAGCGCACACGCAUAAACAAGCGCACGCGCAUAAACCAGGACAUGCGCAUGCGCACCACGCCGAGCAGGCGCAUCAUGGAGAGCAUGCGCACCACGCCGAACAAGCGCCAUCAGGGAAACCAACUGACAAUGUGCUCACCGCCAACAUCGUAGCGCCGGUCAAUAAUGAUGCAAAAGAGAUCAAUAUCAUGUUGAAUGAAACGAAAAAGGAUGAAAAAGCGCCAAAUCGUCCAUUGACACCCGUGGCCUUCAUGGUCGUCAUCGGCGAUGGCCUGCACAAUCUCACCGAUGGCCUCGCCAUAGGCGCCGCUUUCGCCAGCGAUCCAGUAACCGGCAUGGCCACCGCCUUCGCCGUGCUCUGCCACGAGCUGCCACAUGAGUUGGGCGAUUUUGCGCUUCUGCUGCAGACAGGCGUGUCCUUGCGGCGCGCCGUCUAUUUGAACAUUGUCAGUUCGGUGUUGAGUUUCCUGGGCAUGGCCAUCGGUUUGUUCAUAGCCGGCGCGCAUGGCAAUAUGACACAAUGGAUUUACGCCUGCACAGCCGGUUCGUUCCUCUAUAUCGCUCUGGCGGAUCUUGUGCCGGCAAUGAGCGAAGUCGAAGCGCAUGCGCACGAUGCGAAGAGCAAACUGAAGGGCACAUUAAUACAGAUAUUCGGCAUGCUGUUGGGUGGUCUUAUUAUGUUGGCCAUUGCUGUCAAUGAGCAUUCGCUAUCGGCGCUUUUUAAGUAAAAAAAAAGGCAGCAACAACAACAAAUGCAAGCGGCAAUAUUUGUUUAUGCGCUUCUCAGUUCUGUAAAUUGAGAGCGUAAAUGUGAGUUGUUCAAAACACGCAUUCCUAGACUACAUUGUAGAGUCUGCUUUUGAAUAAUUAUGUUUAAGUUUGUAUGUUUUAUGGUUUUUAAGUUUUAAAGU